AUGUAUUGCAACAUUACGGAUUGGCUCGAGUCUCAACGCAAGCAGCAGCAGCAGCGGCGGCGAUCCACGAGCGAGCCCGAAGGCGUGUCCGACAUCAGCUGUUCCGAGCAGAGUAAAAAGCGACUUGGUGGCGUACCGAGCGUACUCACAAUCAUCACAAUGUCCGUCCGGUCUCCUCCUGGACAAAAUGAGAGUUUCGGAAGUUUAGGAAGGCGGAAGGAGCUUGCUCUUCGCGUUGGUCGAGGAUAA
Messenger RNA from Necator americanus (New World hookworm), 249 nucleotides. RefSeq lists its product as uncharacterized. The coding region runs from base 1 to 249 and encodes 82 amino acids. The transcript has 2 exons. The record is from RefSeq and is a predicted model, not a curated record. Lineage: Eukaryota; Metazoa; Nematoda; Chromadorea; Rhabditida; Ancylostomatidae.